Molecule: messenger RNA, 4865 nt
Organism: Bombus impatiens (common eastern bumble bee)
Lineage: Eukaryota; Metazoa; Arthropoda; Insecta; Hymenoptera; Apidae
Product: venom dipeptidyl peptidase 4
Exons: 17
Coding region: 829-3216 (795 amino acids)
Biological process (GO): proteolysis
Molecular function (GO): serine-type peptidase activity; dipeptidyl-peptidase activity
Source: RefSeq, a predicted model, not a curated record
GUUUCGUGGCUGUCCGUUAUUAGUACGCCGCCAGCCGUCGAAGCUGGAUGAUCUUUCGAUCGUACUUCGAACGGUCGAACGCGUUAUUUUUGUUUACGUGACCGGUUUUUGUAUGAAACUCGACUUUGAAUUGAGCGAGCGACGUAUAUUAAUUUAAGUCGUGCGCGUGUAUUGUCUGUGAAAUCGACGACAAACAGCUCGGGGCGAUCGAUCGUUCUUAUAGAAUUUUCGAUCUCAUUUAGUGUCCGAUAACUAUCGAUACGAUUCGAUUUUGCGUUCAAUUCGAUACAAUUCGUUAAACCGUGUUCUAAUACGAGAUGAGUGGAUUUUUGGAGAUUGUUAGAUCGUUCAUUGAUUCCUCGGUAUUAUAGCUUGUCAAUAAACGUCGUGAAAGCGAAUAAACGAAUUCGUAGCUCGCAAUUAGAGGUCAUGUGACGGAGAAAGUGCGAUGUAUUUGGAGAUGUUAUUCGGGGCAUGUUUUUCGGUGGUUCGGACCAGUGAAUUCUACGGGAAUGGUACAAGAGUGACGGAAGUUUGAAAGGCGACAUUUUUGGAAGAGAAAUCGUGUCGCAGUUAGCUGAAUGUAUAAUUUCGUAUACUUAAAAACAUUGGCUCGUUCUCUGAUAAAUUUGCAAAAGUUGCUCGAUUAGGCAACAAGAGUACCAUUCUCGAAGAAGUUAUUGACACGUGCGACCCGAUGUUUCACUCAAACGAGGGGAAAGUAGGAAAGUGAAAAGGCAAAAAAACUAAAGUGCGAACUGCAAUGUGCAAGAAAAAAGGUGAGUGUGCUGCUGUCAGUAAGAAGAACGCAAGAGAAACACGACAACGAUGACGGAAGGCGGACCGAACAUAAGCGACCUGAUGACGAAGAACAAGCAGCGGAAUUGGCGACGAUUGCUGGCCGCUUGCUUGGUCGGCGUGGUCGUGCUCGGCUUAGUCGUCGCGGCGACGAUUCUUCUAACCGGAAGCCCGGAUUCCUCCGGCUCGAGNNCGCCAGCCGCACCUGGUAUUUCUCUUGAAGAAUGGCUGGCGGGCUCGUUAUCUCCGAAGAGCUUCAACGGCACGUGGAUCAGUGGAAACGAGAUACUGUAUCGCGAUGAAGCUGGAAAUCUUCUGAUCUACAAUGUCACAUCGAGGAAGCCGAGGAAAAUCUUAGACUCGAGUAAUAACGCGCUGAUAUCGAGCUUCGAUCAUCAACUCUCAGCCGACCGAAAAUACCUCCUGCUGGCCCUCGACUACCAGAAGCUCUAUCGACACACGUACUUGGCUCACUACAGGAUCGUGAAUCUGCAGACCUUAUCAGAGAGCUCGUUGACUGCAAACGACUCGAUUUCCUUGCAACUAGCAACCUGGGCACCACAAGGCAAUGCACUGGUAUACGUGUACCAGAACAAUAUCUAUUAUAGACCGGAGGCAGAAGUGGCCGUCGACUAUCAAAUCACAGACACCGGGGUCUUCGGAAUUAUUUAUAAUGGAGUACCGGACUGGGUCUACGAAGAGGAGGUGUUCGGCUCGAACAAGGCUUUAUGGUUCUCUCCAAGCGGCAGUAAACUGGCCUUCGGUUACUUCGACGACUCCCAUACACCGAUCAUAACGAUACCGUUUUACGGCUACCCAGGAAGCCUGACGUUCCAGUACACGUCCGCGAUCUCGAUCCAUUAUCCCAAGAGUGGCACGACCAAUCCCACGGUGAAGCUGUUUUACGUCGACUUAGAAAAGGUGGUCCAAGGUAACGUGAGCUUAACUGAAAUCGAACAUCCAGACGAGUUAGCCUCCGAGGAACGGAUUCUAUCUGCCGUUGCUUUUCCUACGGACAAUCUCGUGUACGCGACCUGGAUGAACAGGGUGCAGAACGAGGCGUACUUCCGUUUCUGUUCCGUACACGAUUCACUGCCAAAUUGCACCACCGCGCUGAAGCACUCGGAGAGGCAUGGAUGGGUCGAGCAGUUCGAACCACCGAUGUUCACCGAUGAUGGCGAUUCGUUCCUUACGAUUCUGCCACAGAAGCAACACGAUGCAAGUUACUGGAGGCAUGCAGUCGCAAUUACCAACGUUUCCUCUGGCAAGACGAGGAGCUUCGCUCUAACUUCCGGCCGGUUCGUCGUCACGGAGAUAGUUUCCUGGGACCAGAAGAACUCUUACCUCUACUACUUGGCAACGACGGAAGAGGAGUCGGCGGUGCAACAUUUGUACAGGAUAUCCACGAAGACCGAUGGAGGGCGGAAACCAAAAUGUUUAAGCUGUGGCAUCGUACGGGAAACCGAUAGGAACCGGUGCCUCUACAAUACCGCGAAAUUUUCCACGGAUCAUUCGCAUUACGUGCUCACUUGCGCUGGACCUGGAGUGCCUGACAUCGCCAUUUACAACAAGGAUUCUUCGAAGUUGCUGGCAUGGGAGGAGAACGAGGCGGUUUCCGAGAUUAUCGCGGAGAAAUCGCAACCGGUGGUGCGCCGUUACAAGGUGCCGGUUCCCGGAGGAUUUGAGGCCCGUGUCAGACUACUGAUUCCACCAAAUGCUGAUUUGUCGGGCGCCACCAAAUAUCCCAUGCUGAUUUUCGUAUACGGAGGUCCAGAUUCGUAUCAAGUCACGGAGAAGUUCAAUGUCGAUUGGGGCACGUACCUUGUAACGAACAAGAGUAUCAUCUAUGCAACGAUCGACGGCCGUGGUUCCGGUCUAAUGGACAACGGCAUGCUGUUCGCUGGAUAUCGAAACUUGGGAACCGUCGAGAUCGCUGAUCAAAUCAACGUAACCAGGUACUUGCAAGACACGUUACCGUUCAUCGACCGUACCAGGACGGCGAUAUGGGGCUGGAGUUAUGGUGGAUACGCGACGGGCAUGACGCUCGCCAUGGAUUAUCAUGGUGUCUUCAAGUGCGGCAUGUCCGUGGCACCUGUAACAGAUUGGGCUCUUUACGAUUCGAUAUACACGGAACGGUUCAUGGGCUUACCCUCGGACAAUCUGCAUGGCUACGAGCAAGGUCAACUGCUGAACAAAGUGGAUAAUAUUAAAACGAAGAUGUAUUACUUGAUCCAUGGCACAUUGGACGAUAACGUGCACUACCAGCAGUCACUGUUACUCGCCAAGGUUCUCGAGCAGAAGGAUAUCCUGUUCAGGCAACAGACUUACACGGACGAAGACCACGGGAUCGCUCAGUCACGAGCUCAUCUUUAUCAUUCAUUGGAAAACUUCUUGGACGAAUGUUACGAAGCCUCAUGAUUGCAGCGUCGAGAAGAAACGACAAUCUAGAUCCUUUACGUCACCUGCCUCACAUUCCACUUGUAAAUACCUUGCCACUUGUACAUACUCGAUGUACAAUAUGUAAUAUGAAGCGUUAGUGUAAAUAAUUGAAAAUGAAAAAUCAUGAAAUACAUUCGAUUCAAACGAAAUUGCAGGCUGAAGGACGGUUCUAUACAACUUCCAUUUCGUGGCUAAUAACGAAGGAAUUUUGCCACGUAUUCGAAAUCAAAUAUAGUCGCCAAUAUAGACAUUAAUUAGUAUAUUUGCAAAUUGUUUGAAUCGAGUGUGACCAUUGAUUGUUGAGAAAUUUACAAUCGACCCGAAGAAUUUUUUUAAUCUAUUUUUUUGGAGAGACUAUUUCGAUCGUCGAAGGCCUAAUGGACUCGAGAAUAAAUUUAUAGCCCCUUACGGAUAAAUAAACUAACGUAUGAACUAACCAACGCUGCAUCUUGUGAAACAUUCUUGUGGAAGUAAGUUUCGUGGAACGAACCGGAUGCAACGCGUCGCAUAAUCGCCGAUCACUUUGGAAUUUCGAGAGUAAAACGAGUGUUUUUCUGUGAGAUAUAUUAUAUUGUUAACGAACAGAUGUUAUUAAAUAUUAUAUAGCGAGACGAGAAUUCGUACGUUUAAUUACGAAUUUCUAAAACAUGUUCCUGUUUCGUUUCGAGCAUUAUAUGCGAGGCAAGUGAGAGUCGUAUGUGAAAAGAAGUAUAAUCGUACUCUCUGAGGGGUAUUAAUGGAAGAGAAGAAUGAAUAUCUGAUUUAGAUAUGUUUCUUUCUGAAAGGAAGAAUGUUAAAAAAAAGAUAUGUAUUCCAUGAUAUACCUUUGACGAUAUUUAAUCCUUUUUAUUCCUUUUCUUUUUUGUAGCUUAGGAACUUUUGGUGAUGGUACAUAAUUUGUUUCGUAUUUUUUUCUAUAUUUUGCUUUUUACGUGUCUAUUAACAAUUUCAAGUUGCUAAUAUUAUAUAUGUUUUAUGUUCGACCAUAAUUAUAUUGCUUUAUAUUUAACAUAUAGCUUUAUAACGAUAAGAAUACGUAACUAAACGUAAUUGAACAAGAUUAUUUAAACGUAAAGAUAAAUUCUUUCCUGUUGAUUUUAUCAAUGUUAGGAUAAAGAAGCCUUUCCGACACUAUUCAUAGUGUAAGACUUCAAUCGUGUAUAUAAUUAAGUUGCUGGACUGGUUGUUAAAAUUUCCUCGAUAUACGAUAGCGCGCAUCUAUUUCUCUUUACUACUAAAGAAAAUAUAAAACAUUAUUGUGACUAAUAGUUAAUACUUAAAUCUAUCCCGUAGUGUAAGCGACGUACUAACAGACUUUAAAAAAAAUACCAGGAUUUUAUAAUGAAAAGGACCACUGUAAUGGUUUCGAAGACAGAUUAAUAGGAACUUCCUAAAACUAAUUGUUAACUUUUAUUCCAAUGUAUUGUACAAAAUAUUUAAUCGAAUAUAUACCAUUAAAAGAUACAUUAUUACGAAAUUUCCAACCAUGCGUAAUUAGGGGAAAAAUAUAAUGAUAAUUCAGCGUUAUUAUGAAAAUUAUUAUGUAAUUUCUCUCCUUACUAUUAUUAUGAGUCCGAUUCAUUGAUAUUUGUUGAGUGCAUCAUAAAUAAAGCUCUAUGUUUUAUUAA